Messenger RNA from Diaporthe batatas, 2657 nucleotides. RefSeq lists its product as uncharacterized. The coding region runs from base 178 to 2406 and encodes 742 amino acids. Gene Ontology annotation, cellular component: nucleus; Ku70:Ku80 complex. Gene Ontology annotation, biological process: double-strand break repair via nonhomologous end joining; cellular response to gamma radiation; DNA recombination. Gene Ontology annotation, molecular function: double-stranded DNA binding; damaged DNA binding; telomeric repeat DNA binding. NCBI's taxonomy places the organism in Eukaryota, Fungi, Ascomycota, Sordariomycetes, Diaporthales, Diaporthaceae. The transcript is spliced from 5 exons. The record is from RefSeq and is a predicted model, not a curated record.
GCAGUGGGCCCAACGCGCUUUCGCUGCCUGGAAUCGACGUGACAUGGUUCAAAGCGAGACGUCAAUAAACCCAAGAGCUUCCGUCGUCUUUGAGGGCGGUCGGGGGCAUCUUACUUCGUCUUGAAAGAAUUCGGUGUUUUUUACUUUUCCCCAAAGCUCUAUUCCUCAUCCACCGCCAUGGCGGACAAGGAGGCGUUCGUCUACAUUGUCGACGUCGGCUCGACCACGUCAAAUUGCAACAAUGGCCGGACUGAGUCUGACUUGGACUUUAGCAUGCGCUACGUCUGGGACAAGAUCGCCACCACCGCCCAGGCGGCGCGAAAAACCUGGAACGUGGGUGUCGUUGGCCUACGGACCGACGAGACCGACAACGAUUACCAGGAUGGUGACGGCUACAACAACAUCUCAGUCCUGAAGAAGCUUGGGCCUGUCUCACUAGCCAACCUGAAGGAGCUGUCGAGUCUCAUCAGACCGAGCAAUACCGAGUUCGGCGAUGCCAUGUCUGCCAUCAUUGUCGCUGCCGAGAUGAUUGGAGACUUGACGAAAAAGCUCAAGUACACCCGACGGAUCUAUCUCAUCACAGAUGGCCAAGGGCCCAUUGACGGAGACGAUGUAGAGCAGAUAUCCAGUCGGCUCAACGAGCUCAACAUUGAGCUUGUUGUGUUGGGCGUCGACUUUGACGAUCCCGAAUUCGGUUUCAAAGAAGAAGAUAAGCCCCAGAUCAAGGCCACAAAUGAGGCGAUCCUCAAGUCAUUGGUUGACAAGUGCAACGAUGGAACAUUCGGCACGCUAGCCGAGGCUGUGGAAGAACUCAGCAUCCCACGGGUCAAGCCUGUCAAGCUGGUCAAGAGUUACGACGGGCCACUUACUCUAGGCGAUCCUGAACAGUUCGCAAGUGCCAUGAGCAUCAACAUUGAGCGAUGGCCAACGACCAAGGUCAACAGGCCCGCUGCAGCUACAACUGUGAUAGUAAAGCAGGAACCCUCUGGAACACAGUCAACGCACACUCUGGGCGAGGAAAUGGACGGACUCGAGUAUGGCGAUCCGCAGUUCAACUCUGUGAAGCAGCACCGCACCUACAAAAUCAACGAUCCCAGCGCUCCUGGUGGCAAAAGAGAUGUCGAAUUUGAGGAGCUUAAUAGGGGAUGGGCUUAUGGGAACACACCGGUGUGCAUCCCUGAUAGCGACAAGGAUCUCGCCGGCUUCGGGGCUGUCAAGAGCUUUUCUGUAGUGGGCUUCGUUGCUAUGAGCAAGGUUGAGCCAUUUCUCACCCUAGGUGAGACCUCCGUCACCGUUGCGCGGUCUUUCGAUGAAGAAUCCAAACUCGCUCUCUCAGCACUCAUUCAUGCUCUCUAUGAAUCGGAGAUGUAUGCGGUUGCCAGACUCGUUUCAAAGGAUGGCAGAGACCCUGUCAUCGUAUUGAUGCGGCCGAGCAUUGAUCCUGAUUUUGAAUGUCUGUACGAUGUGCCUCUGCCCUUUGCGGAAGACGUGCGGUCAUAUCGUUUCCCGCCAUUGGACAAGGUCGUCACAAUCCACGGAAAGGUUCUUACAGAGCACUCCCGCCUACUUCCCGAUGCCGAGCUCAAUCAGGCCAUGAGCGAUUACGUUGAUGCCAUGGACAUCUCGGAAUUCGACCAAGACGAUGAAGGAAACCCGGCAGAGUACGCGGCUCUCGAAGACCUGUACUCGCCGAUAAUACAUCGCGUCAACCAAGCCGUUCGGGCUCGUGCUGUGGCACCAGACGGUGAGAUUGGCGAGGUUCCUGAGAUCCUCAAGAAAUACUCCCAACCUCCUGAGAAGCUGUUGAAAGAGGCCAAGCCACGAAUAGAUGCGCUGAAAGAGGUGGCCAAAUUGAAGAAUGUACCCCCGAAGGCACGGGGCAAGUGGAAGAAAGGCGCGGCAAAACCUGAAAGUGGCCGCGCUGUGAAACCUCAAAUUGAUAUCGCGGGACUCCUCAAGGAAGGAGAAGAGGCAACGGCCAGAUUGAAGCAAGGGAAGCCAAUGAUCAACAAAGACAACUCGAUCCCAAUGUUCAAGCAACUGGUGCAACAGCUGGCCGAGGCUGACAACGACAAGGGUGUUGAAGCAGUGACCAGCCUAAUGGGUGACGUCGUGAGAUCCUUGAUCAAGGAUAGCAUGGGAGAUGCGAAUUAUGAUCGGGCUAUCGAGAACAUUGGAGAACUCAGGGAUGCUUGCAUCGGUCUUGAAGUGCCUGAGCUUUAUAACGACUUCCUGAGGGAUCUGAAGUCCAAGAUUUUCUCGGACGCGCUCGGGAAGGGGCGUAGGUACAUGUGGGCGAAACUCAGAGCCACUGCAUCGGGCAGGCUUGGACUAAUCGCCAAGAGCGAAUCUGAGGUAUCUGAAAUCACGGACGAGGAGAAGCAGACGUUUUGGGCGAACAACUAGCCCUUCGCAAGGGUUUACCUGAGCAGUGACCAAUGUGAUAUGGGCGAUUUGUUAUCGAAGAUCAAUGACACAAGUGUCUUGGGGGGAUAAAUUACAGGAGAUGGAGCCUUGUACGGUUUUGUCACGGCAUAUGCCCGGGUAUGGCUGAGAAAUUUUGAGGGAAGCAAAAUGCAAACUUUCUUGCACAGUUCUUGUUUGCUCGACCUUACGUGACUGCCCACUCAAUAGAAGAAGAGAUUGUAGAGACUGGA